CCUUUUUUCUGUCAUAGAUAGAUGGUUGAAGACUCUGGCAUCAGAUGUAGUUUGAUCCUUCUUCAAAUCAUGACUCUUUUUUAAGAAUGUCUCUCAGUUGGAGAGACUCAACCUAGGCUCAGGUGAUGAAGAAGCAUUCCAUGAAAUUAUAUUCAUCAGCUAGUUGCAUUUCACCUGGAGCAAUCCCAACUUGUGGGAUCCAGUACUGCUUAGCUUUGUUGAUAUGCCUGUUCUCAGCCCAUGGAGUGAAUUGCCAGAAUGCAAACCUAAACCCUGGAAAUGGUUAUGCUGCUCCUGUGGAUCAUGCAUUCGUGUUCCAUCAGGAAGGAGUCAUGCAACAUGAGGAGGUGUUAUUGCCUCCUCUUUCCAUAUGGACCCUUCACAUGGAAAACCUACCUCCAAGCAUUGGUUUCAUCAUCUUCCAGGCCCAUGCACAAUUUCUCAAUCUCACCUUCUCUGAGCAAAUAGUCCCAAAUGUCCGCAACUCAGUAAAUGGAACCAACGUUGGAUCAGUGACAAAAUUGACGAACUCACAGACUGUUUCAAAUUCUGUCUAUGUGAUCAAUCCUCAUAAUGCAACACUGAGAACACUUCUUGUUGCUGUGGCUCAUUCUAACACAAGUCCAAUCCCUGGUGGGUGCAACAAUGAAUUUUCACUGGAAAAUUCCCCAUUCCUUCUCCUGUCUUCUUCUGAUAGCUUGGUUCGCAUUAGGUAUCAGGGUGCCUCUUGGGCCCCUAUGAAAUGUGAUACCCUAUCCACUAAUUUAGUCCUUCAGUAUGAACUCUUCUACUUGGACCUCACACAAAUGGAUCAUUCAUCUCAGGCAUAUUUUGAUUCUCUCAAGUCUUUCAGGAGUGUGGCUGAUAUCAGGAAGAACUUAAAACAAGUGAAUGUUCUCACACAUGGUCGUAAGGUGCUCAUAAAUGCCUUCCCUGGCAAUGGAAUGCUAUAUGUGAUUGUGGUCUCCCCGAAGACCAAUCUUUCAGCUGGAUCAGCAUAUGUACCUGCUCUUACUUACUCUUGUCAUCCACAUCUGAAUAAUGCCAUUGACUGUCGUGGUGUCUGGACAUGGUUUGGGUGGUUACUUUGUGGAUGUGCCUUCUUCCUUGGUUUGUUCAUGAGUUUUCAAGGUCACCGGUUCUUCCAAGUUCAGCUGUUCCUAAUGGGCUUUUGCUUCUUUGGUUUUGUCUGUUUUUGCCUGUUUGGUCGCUUUGCAACCAUGGAGGAUUCAGCUGUUACAGCUGUUUGCAUGGUUGUGGGCCUCAUUGGAGGAGUCAUAUGGUUGGUCAUAUGGCGGACCAUUGGAAUACCCAUUAUAUCAAUUUUGGUAUCUGGACUAGUCCUUGGUAUCUUACUUACUGCUGUUGUCUUCUCAUCUCCCCUGAUAUUCCUGGAGGCCUUCAGAUCAGAUGUGAAUUUCUGGUGUUUCUUUACUUGUGGGGCCAUCAUUGUUCCCAUCAUCCUUCUGUCUUUUGGCCGAACGCUUAGCAUCCUUAGCACUGCAGUGGUUGGAAUGUUUGGAAUGUUGGUGGCCAUUGACCGCUAUGUUGGGGCCAAUCUGACUUAUGUUGUCAUGAAUGUGGCUCACCGGGCUGUGAUCCCAGAAUUCUCUGAAGCUGUAGUGAUCUGGCCACUCCAGUUUCCUGAUGUGGGUCUCAUAUUCGCAUGGUUCCUGGGUUCAGUCUUGGGUGUGAGCACUCAGUUUUUCUGGGAGAGGAAUCGCUCCCCAUAUCCACCUCCUCCAGGAAGGCGGAAGCUCCCUUCAGCUCCCCCCCUGAGCUCCGUGGCAGCUGAAACUGCUCCGCUGUUGAAUGAUCAGCUCUUGUUCCCAGACUAUCAAAGCACAAGACGCAGUGGAGUACGUCGAUCCACCAGGACUCUUCCAGGGCUGGAAGCCCUUCCAGAGUCUCCGUCAAAUAGUUUAAUGGUUCCAGAAUAACUUAACACGCGUUGUCUGUUUUGUUUUCUAGUCAGAUUUUUUUUUUAUCAGAUCAUAUUUUUAUUCAGAUUCGUACCACUCCCUUGAAAUCUAUCUAUCUUGUGCUCAAAAGCGGUGAAAGUAGAUGGCUUUGUUAACAUAAAAGGAGGAAUUGAUUGC
Messenger RNA from Darwinula stevensoni, 2099 nucleotides. The record is from the annotation of a GenBank genome assembly. Lineage: Eukaryota; Metazoa; Arthropoda; Ostracoda; Podocopida; Darwinulidae.